UGGGAUUCAAAAGUUGAAACAUUACCACCACAUGCUGUGGUUUGUUAUGCUUCCUACGCAAAACAUAUGAAGCAGCGUAUUUCUAGCAGUGUUCCGAGAUGGACUGGAGUCAACUCACACCUGAUCUGCUGUUUCUUGUGUUGAAAUUGCUGAAACCGAGGGAGAGGCUGACUUGCUCGCUGGUGUGUCGCACCUGGUACGAUGCGAUUUCUAUGUAUCCGAUCCUGCUGAAUGACUACGUGGUGAAGAUAAACCCCAGAAGCGCAAGGGAAGUGCAGCGUCUUAUAGGCGCGAGUAAACGCCAAUUCAGACAGCUUUACGUUGAGCUGGAAGCAAACGAUUACAGUGUGGGGGAGUGUGUAACGGAAGCGGUUCACCGAGUCGACAUCCAAUUCCUGUGGCUGAUUGGAGAACCAGAACACGUGAAGUUUUUCAUGGAAUCACAAACCACCAUGUUCGCUUCGCUGACCGAACUGAGGCUGGAGUUCUCGGCGAAUACCUCCUGGGAGGUGUACGCGUCGCUUAAUGUGUUCCUGGAGAAUCUGAAAGAAUUUCACUACCUGCAGAUUUAUGGCCCCAACCCGGAGCAGGUGAUAUUUAAUUUGAUUGCCCCCAAGUUAGAGAAAGCUUACAUACUGCUGGAUUCGUUGGCGAACGAGGAGAUCGCUUACUGGGAGGAUCCCCUAAUUGAGCUUCGGGAAUGCACACAACUAAAAUCGCUGUAUGUGGAUUUGAAAGGAUCCAUGUGGGAUAACUUUUUCGACGUUGAGCGAGUUCACCUGGAACGAUUGGUGCUCCGAAGAGCUAUCGAUGAGAUUGACACUCGGGACUGGAACCGACUGUUCAUUAACAUGCCAAAUCUUCGCUAUGUUGAGUUUAUUUGCUCCACCAAUGCCAUGCUGACCAGUUUGAGGCGCUACUGUAACAAAAUACAGUCGCUACAAAUAACGGGAUUCAACUUUUACGACGGAAACUUUGCAAGCUGCUUGAGUAUGCCCACACUCGAACAAGUUCACUUGGAUGGAUGGAUGAACGGUGGAAUUUUUACCGGGGAAACUAUGCUCCAGUUGAACAACCUGAAGGAACUGACGUGGAAGUACGCGGAAUUAACCGCUGCUAUGGGAAGCUUUCGACUGGUAACACCGGCUCUCAAAAGCGUCACGCUUCGCGGUUGCGAUUACCGGAAGUUCCUGUUGCACGUAGAGGGUAACCGCUUGGAGUCAAUCGAUUUGGAUUGCUAUGACGACCAGUGGCAAGAAAUACCCAGCUUUUUCGCCUGCUUAGACAACCUCCAGCAGCUGACUCUGAACACAAACACCAAGGCACUGAGGCUGGUGCAAACGAUCGGACCACUUGCACAGCUCAAACGUUUGGAGGUGUUUUGCUAUACGGAACGAAACGAAAACGAAUGCAACGCUCUGUUCGCGGGCUUGUGCGCCAUCUGUCCCCAACUCGAGUGGUUCUCGCUGGUGAAGGAGAACCUGGGUGAGCUCAUCCUGAGCUGUGAAUGUUUGCUGGAAUUGAAGCAAAUGAGGGCGCUGAAAUAUCUGACGCUGCGAUAUAUAACCAUUCGUGACGCCAAACAUGAGAUUCGUAUAGAUAAUUUGAUCCACCUAGAGGUGUCGAGUUGUGUGCUGUCUGGUAGUGGAGAAUCAUUCCCCAUCGUGUCGGCGAAUGUAGGAAAUGUUUUGUAACGGAAAUUGCGGUCGGAGACGUGAUUGAAUGUUAAUUGAACAGGCGCCGCAGUACAAAGAAAAGUUUUAGAAUGCAAAAUAACUUGAUUUCGUUUCAUAUAUUUUUUCAUCACAUAGCGUUAGUUUUUUUUAUAUUUAUAUGAAAUAAAUUAUGUGAUAUUUAAUAAA
Molecule: messenger RNA, 1862 nt
Organism: Toxorhynchites rutilus septentrionalis
Lineage: Eukaryota; Metazoa; Arthropoda; Insecta; Diptera; Culicidae
Exons: 2
Coding region: 99-1694 (531 amino acids)
Molecular function (GO): protein binding
Source: RefSeq, a predicted model, not a curated record